UCUCUUUCUCUCAUGCACUUUCUCUUCUUUUCUAUUUUUUUCUAGCCCUAUGGUAUGCACAUCUUUCUUUUCUCUCUUUUUUCUUUCCGCUACGGAAUUAUAUGAUAUAAUUAUAUAAACAUCUUUUUCAUGUCAUCUAACAGGCAAUCAAAUCACUCGAGAUUUUCCAAAAUUCUGGAAGAAUGUCGACCUUAAAACUGAGGUAUUACACUUUUUUGUCCUCAUAGCUGUCUAUCUCUAUUCUUCUUUUGGUCAUCUUUUUCUCUUCACUUUCAUUCUUUUUAUGUUAGUUACCCCUGACAUUCUACUCAUGAUUAUUGCCUUUCAGCAAAAUUAGAGGCAAAAGGUUAUGGGGGCAGGGAGGCAUGUGUGCAGCGUCUUUUCCACAAAAUACUUUGUAGAUAUCUUGAGGGGUAUGUCCAGUGGCCGGAAGGAUGUCAUCUCAAAAUACGGGUUUGAGCCUCUUCUGAAAUUUGAGAAAACUGAUAUCCCAUCACGAUUUGUCCGCUAUAUUGUCGAAUGUGUAGACACAGUGUCAUCUCAAAUCAUUGUUGCUGAUGAGAAGAUCAUUCCUAUCUCAAAGGAUUCAGUUCCUUAUGUGUUGGGCCUGCUAGACAGUGGUGAUUUAGCGACACAAGACAAGGAUAGUGGGAGGAACUUCAUUUUGUCUCGGUUCAGCUUGACAGAAAUGCCAAACAUUACUUUCUUUGGAGACAUGCUCAUAUCUUCUGAUUUUCACAGCGAGGAAGGCACUUUCAUAUGCUUCAUGGUGAUCGCAAUGUCGUGCUUCCUUUUUCCAUCUUCCAGCGAUCAGAUUCACAUUGAGUUUUUGACCUUGCUUGUUAAUCCAAAGCGCACAAGUGGUUUUGAUUUCUGUGCGCUUGUGUAUGAUUGGAUACUCACUGGCAUCAACAAGUUUGUGAUUUCUGGCAGAGUACCUGGCAGGAAACCAGAGGUGUUUUGCCUUUUGCUCGUACUGCAUCACGGACUAUGAAGAUUCACAAGAAAGAUGGCACCACAUCGGAGAAAUAGAUGGCUUUGUCAAAAGGUGAACUCACCUCCAGGUGAUGAAAGCGAGGUUGACAUGUUGAUGAACUCAUGUGACCUCCAUGGUGACCAUGUGUGAUCUCCAGCGUGAUCUCCCAGCUAUGUAUCGCCUGUGCUUGAUGGUGAGUACUUGAGGCAGGGGUGUUCAUGAAUGACCAAUCCUGUAACAGAAGCUGUUUAAAUACGUACUCCUACCAAAUAUGGUGGAGAUGUUUGAAGGCGUUAUCAAUCUUGUCGGUGCUUUCCUUAUCUUGUGCCUGAUGUUUAGUAUGUAAUAAUUAGGCUAAUUAUUGUUAGGAUUCUACGGUUUUUUCCAUGUAUAGUACUUUUGCACUUACGAGGGUGGGAGGAAGGCUA
Messenger RNA from Aegilops tauschii subsp. strangulata, 1404 nucleotides. NCBI's taxonomy places the organism in Eukaryota, Viridiplantae, Streptophyta, Magnoliopsida, Poales, Poaceae. The record is from RefSeq and is a predicted model, not a curated record.